AUGUUCCUGUGCUUACUCCUGACCACGUGCUGGUCACACGGGGCGAAUGAACACAAGCCGAACAUCGUCCUCAUAAUGGUUGACGAUUUGGGGAUUGGAGAUCUGGGCUGCUAUGGCAACGACACCAUCCAGACCCCAAACAUCGACCGCUUAGCCCGGGAUGGCGUCCGUCUCACCCAGCACAUCUCUGCUGCACCCUUGUGCAGCCCCAGCCGAGCUGCUUUCCUGACGGGGAGGUACCCCAUCCGUUCAGGUAUGGUUUCUAAUAACAGUGACCGGGUCAUCCAAACCCUUGGGGUCCCCGGCGGACUCCCUCUUAAUGAAACAACAUUUGCAGCCUUACUCAAGAGACAAGGCUACAGCACAGCAGUCAUAGGCAAAUGGCAUCAAGGUCUCAACUGCCAAUCUCGAGGUGACCACUGCCACCAUCCGUACAACUAUGGGUUUGAUUACUUCUACGGCAUGCCGUUCACUCUUACUAACCCUUGCUGGCCGGACCCCUCCCGUGACACAGAAUUAGCCAUUGGGCACUGGGUGUGGCUCUGUGUGCAGCUGGUCAUCAUCACCAUGCUCACUCUCACCCUGGGGAAGCUGACCGGCUGGGUCUCCGUUCCCUGGUCCCUCAUCAUCGCCCUAAUGCUGUUUGUGCUGCUGCUGGCGUGGGGGUGGCUCUCCAGCUACCAAUCUGCUUUGUACUGGGACUGCCUUCUCAUGAGGGAACAUGACAUCACGGAGCAGCCCAUGGAGGCAGUGAGAGCUGGAUCCAUCAUGGUAAAGGAGGCCAUCUCAUUUUUAGAAAGGAACAAGGAAGGCCCUUUCCUGCUUUUCUUCUCUUUUCUUCACGUGCAUGUACCGCUUCCCACCACAGAUGAGUUCAUUGGCACCAGCAAGCAUGGCUUGUAUGGAGACAAUGUGCAGGAGAUGGACUCCAUGGUGGGCAAGAUCCUUGGUGCUAUUGAUGAUUUUGGUCUGAGGAACCACACUCUUGUUUACUUUACAUCAGACCAUGGUGGCCAUCUGGAGGCUAGGCGAGGUCACGCCCAAUUUGGAGGAUGGAAUGGAAUUUACAAAGGUGGAAAAGGCAUGGGGGGCUGGGAAGGUGGAAUCCGAGUCCCAGGAAUUAUUCGAUGGCCGGAAAAGAUACCAGGUGGACGUUCCAUUGACGAACCCACAAGUCUGAUGGACAUUUUCCCAACACUAGCCUCGGUGUCUGGAGGAACACUUCCCCAGGACAGAGUGAUUGAUGGCCGAGACCUCAUGCCCUUGCUGCAGGGAGACGUCCAGCACUCAGAGCAUGAGUUCCUGUUUCACUACUGUGGCUCAUAUCUGCAUGCUGUGAGGUGGCACCCAAGGGAUAAUGCUAGGGCAGUUUGGAAGGUGCAUUACGUCACACCGAUCUUUCAGCCACCAGGAGCUGGGGCUUGCUACGAGAGCCACUUUUGUGGGUGUUCCGGAGAAGAAGUUACCAUCCAUGAUCCCCCUCUGCUGUUUGAUCUGUCCAGAGACCCAUCUGAGUCCAAACCCCUGACACCUGACACGGAGCCCCUGUUCAAGUCAGUGAUUAAAGCGGCAGCUGCUGCCCUCAGACAACACCAGGCCAGCAUCAUUCCCGUCCAGCAACAGCUGUCGCAGUUGAACAAGGACCAGAUAUGGCUGAGGCCUUGCUGUGGGGUGUUUCCAUUUUGUCUGUGUGACAAGGAGGAGGAAGCCCCCAUCCCUCACUAAUAAUGAAAAGAAAAAAUCAAAACCGAAGGCCACCCAUUCUGGCACUUUCAAAUUUGCAAGGUGUAUGCUUGAG
This is a messenger RNA of Nycticebus coucang (slow loris), 1798 nucleotides long. It is a transcript of the gene ARSF, whose product is annotated as arylsulfatase F. The transcript is spliced from 9 exons. The record is from RefSeq and is a predicted model, not a curated record. Gene Ontology annotation, molecular function: arylsulfatase activity. Bases 1 to 1725 code for a protein of 574 amino acids. NCBI's taxonomy places the organism in Eukaryota, Metazoa, Chordata, Mammalia, Primates, Lorisidae.